AUGAGGAUUAUUAUACUCACUCUACUUGUGGCCGCAUGCGUGAGCGCUGACUUGUUCGACCUCAAAAAAUCGCUUGUGGUUGGCAGUCUCAAAGGGCUCAUCAAGCACGAAGUGAACAAAAAAAUAAAAAAGACUAUAAGUCGCAUCAAGGAGGUCAUCGAUAGCAAAAUGAAUGAUUUCCGCAAAAAAUUGAGCGGAUACAGAGAAAAGAUACUGCAGUCGCUUCACCUGUCGAAGGAGCAAAGAAAUGAGCUUGUAGAAAGACUGAAGAUGUUGAAAAGAAAAACUAUUGACAAAGUUCUACCGACAGGAGACACAAUUGAGGAGAUCAACGAAAUAAGCAAUAUUUCAGACUCACUAUUCCAGGGAGAUAUGGUCCUUACGGAGAAGCAACAAAAACAAGUUCUCGCGGCCAUUCUCGGCAACCGUUCUAAGCGGCAAGCUACGUAUGAAAGCGAAUAUCCUGGUGCGCAGGUUCAAAGUGUGUUCAAGAAAGCUGCACACCAAUGGAUGUCUGAUACAUGUAUAAACUUCAUACCUACCAAAUUCGGUAAUGCUAUGAUAGUUGGAAGCAGUAGCAGCACUCCGCUGUACGUCCGAGUUUCAGCAGAAGACAGUAUCCGAGUGGUUGCGGACAGUGGAUGUUGGUCCUACGUUGGUAGACUUGGUGGUGCGCAAGACCUCUCCCUGGGUGAAGGCUGUGAA
Messenger RNA from Ostertagia ostertagi, 705 nucleotides. The record is from the annotation of a GenBank genome assembly. NCBI's taxonomy places the organism in Eukaryota, Metazoa, Nematoda, Chromadorea, Rhabditida, Trichostrongylidae.